AUGAGGGCUGACCCAGAACACGGAACGUCAAAGAGCAGAGGAGAGCGCCGGAGCCUGCCGGAGGAGGUGGUGGAGAUCGACCUGUUCCUGAAAGAGACGGCGAGCCGGGAAGCCAACGCCAAGGUGCGCCUGCAGCAGUUCAUCGAAGAGCUCCUGGACCGAGCGGACCGGGCCGAGAAGCAGCUGCAGAUCAUCAGCAGUUGUGGGUCGACUCCGAACGGCAGCCUGGGGAGGUGCAGCAUCCCCGGAUACAAAGCACAGGAGCCCCGCGUCCAGGGACCCAGGCAGAGGAUAGAGAGGCACCAGGGGCCCGGCUCCUCCACCCACGGUUCCUAUCCUGUGUCCAAUCAGCGAUCUUCCUCCUGUACGGGAGUUGCGGGCAGAGUGAAGACCGUCUCCCAGAGCUCGGGCUGCUAUGACAGUGACGGAGGGGAGCCGGUGCCCAUGGACGAGUCCUUAGAUCACUACUCCGGGAACAACCAGCCGGAGGACAGCAGCUUCGAGAGGAACAACAACCGCAGCUCGGGGCUCCGGCGCCAGGCCAUCCAGAACUGGCACCGCCGGCCCUACCGCAACAGCACAGAGGGAGAAGAAGGGGACAUCUCUGACGCCGGGUCUCAGGCCACGGAAUCCGAGGCCGAGGUCUGGGAGCAGGACAGCAUCGGCUCUGCCGAGCUCAACUCCGAACGGGCGUCAGGAGACUGCAGACCAAAAGGCCGCUGCGACGGCAGGAUGCUGAGGCCGGAGAAGGGGAGUCCGUCUCGUGCCAACGAGGUCAUCAGCCCGGAGAUCCUGAAGAUGAGGGCGGCUCUUUUCUGUAUAUUCACCUACCUCGAUACUAAAACUCUGCUGCGGGCGGCCGAGGUCAGCCGCGACUGGAAGUUCGUGGCCCGGCACCCGGCGGUCUGGACUCGGGUUUUCCUGGAGAACACCAGAGUGUCCCCAAAGUUUCUGCUCACCCUCUCUCAGUGGUGCACACAGACUCACUCCCUGACACUGCAGAACCUCAAACCUCGCCAGAGGGGGAAGAAAGAGACCAAAGAGGAGUACAUGAAAAGCACAAGGGGCUGCCUGGAAGCUGGACUGGAAGCUCUUCUAAAAGCCACAGGAGGAAACCUGCUGAUCCUGCGGAUCUCCCAUUGUCCCAACAUCCUGACUGACCGAUCCCUCUGGCUGGCCAGCUGCUACUGCCGGGCACUGCAAGCUGUCACAUACAG
Molecule: messenger RNA, 1217 nt
Organism: Nanorana parkeri
Lineage: Eukaryota; Metazoa; Chordata; Amphibia; Anura; Dicroglossidae
Product: F-box only protein 41-like
Exons: 7
Molecular function (GO): protein binding
Source: RefSeq, a predicted model, not a curated record